Messenger RNA from Sinocyclocheilus rhinocerous, 366 nucleotides. Its product is annotated as catechol O-methyltransferase domain-containing protein 1-like. The transcript is spliced from 4 exons. The record is from RefSeq and is a predicted model, not a curated record. The annotation marks the transcript as partial. Gene Ontology annotation, molecular function: S-adenosylmethionine-dependent methyltransferase activity; O-methyltransferase activity. Lineage: Eukaryota; Metazoa; Chordata; Actinopteri; Cypriniformes; Cyprinidae.
CUUGUCUCCUGUUUCUGUUGAUUAAGCCUGGCUCCUGACAUUAAGAUGCUUUCUACUAUUUGCCUCCUCUUGGCAUUAACAGGACUCUGCCAGUCUGCUCUGAUCAGCAAGAGUCACAAAGGAGAUGAUCCUCUGCUGCAGUAUGUGGUCAAUAACUCUCUGAGGGAGCACCCAGUGCUGACCAAACUAUGGCUGAGAACUAUGGAGGAUCCCAAAAACCUGAUGAUGGUGGCAGCUGAGCAGGCUCAGUUUAUGGCUAACCUUGCAAAACUCAUAGAAGCCAAUAAACCUAUUGAGAUUGGAAUGUACACAGGAUAUAACGCCUUAAAUCUGGCUCUGGUAGUUCCUGAGAAUGGACUCGUGGUG